UUAAAUAUGAACACGAGAUUCGUUCUUCAGAUCUCUGAAUGAUUACCAUUUACAUUUCUCCCCAGGAGUGGCAGCUUACUAGCGAACUAAAGCUUCAAGUUUGCUGCAUUUUUCAGACUUCCAGAUUUUGAAACUUGGGAUUUUAAUUUAUUUCUGGGCUCAAUUGACAUGGGAAAAUCUCCAGCAAAAUGGAUCAAGACCUUGCUUCUUGGGAAGAAAUCUUCAAAGUCCAAUUUCUCAAAAGGAAGAGAGAAGCUGAGUUCUGCAAAUAAAGGCGAGGUUUUGGUUUCUUCAAAGGUAACUGUAUCUGACCUAUCAGCGGAUUCUCCAUCAAUUUCAGCACCCAUUCCAGUGAGCAGCGCUUGGAUUGCGGUGGACUCUGAGAAGGGUAUACCUGCCCAAUUUCCAAAUGAUGGGGUAAAUACUCCAUCUCCAAUAGCGGAUGGAAAUGAUGCCACUGCUGGUGAUUCUGGAAACCCAGAAGAUCCUGAGAGGAUUAGGCUUAACCAAGCUGCUGCGACAGCACAGGCUGCUUUCAGAGGUUAUCUGGCUCGCCGGGCAUUUCGAACUCUCAAGGGCAUCAUAAGGCUGCAAGCACUUAUUCGUGGUCACUUGGUUAGAAGACAAACUGUUGCUACUUUAUGCUGUACAUGGGGAAUUGUUAAGUUGCAAGCACUAGCUCGUGGUCAAAAGGUCAGAUGUUCAAAUAUUGCCAUUGACGUACAGGAAAAACAUCGAAGACUGCUUCAGCAGGGCUCUAAAAGCGUGGACUCUGUCAGAGUGAGCACAUCUUCUAAGGUGAAGAACUUAUCAAAUAAUGUGUUUGUUCAAAAGCUUCUGGCCUCAUCACCUUCCGUAUUACCUCUACGGCUUCAGUAUGGUCCAGAGGAACCCAACUCAUCCUGGCAGUGGCUUCAACGAUGGACAAAGUCACGUUUCUGGGAAUCCACAUCAACACCAAGUAGGAGUGGAAAGACAAAGCGUAGUGUUCGGAAAGUUUCCAAUGCCAAAGUUGUCAAUGGAUGUAGUCAUUCUACCUUGGAGCACGAGAAAAACAAACGAAGACUGAGGAGAGUUUCUGGCAACUCAGCUGUUGAUUCAGUUCGGGAGCAUCCACAAAAUGAGCUUGGGAGGGUUAAGCGCAAUUUAAGAAAGCUUUCUGACCCUUCAAAGGAGGUUGCUGAUAAGUUUGAGGUUGUUAAUGAGAAAACAAAGAAGCCUCUGAAAAAAGCUUCCAGUUCUAAUAACCCUGAUGUUUCAGAACAGGAAUCUGCUGAGAAGAUGAGCAAUGUGACUGCAACAAUAUCAAAACUUUCAAAUCUUGAGGCAGAUCUGAAAUUGUCUUCAGAAGAUGCUUCUCUUAAUGAACCUAACGUCUGUCCUGCUGUUGAUUUGCCACCUGCUGAAAACAAUGGUAAAAUUGAGCACAUGUCAGUGACAGGGGAGUCGAACUCUAAGGAUGAGCAGGUCAGUGAUGAGGGCUCAAAAGCAAACCAAAGAAGAGCUUCUUUCCCUGCAAAAAUUAAUAACCAGACAAAUGGGUUUAAUAACAAUCCAAAAGUGCCCAGUUAUAUGGCACCAACUGAAUCUGUAAAAGCUAGACUUAAGGGGCAAGGUUCCCCAAGGUUUACCCAUGAGGUUGUUGAGAAAAAUGAGUUAAACAGGCGAUAUUCUCUGCCAUCUUCAACCAAUAGUAAUGCAAGUUCACUGUCCUCAAGUGCUCAAACACGGGUUCGAGUUGCUGGAAAAGGCGCUAUCUCCAGUGACAAAUCUCAAUCAUCCUCUAAAGAUGUUAAUGAUAAGGCGGUCAGAGCUGAGUGGAAGAGGUAAUUUUUGGGCAAAGAUUUGUUUCGUUGAAGUUCUCAUGGAGUUCAGUCAUAGAUGCAACUUAAUAGAAGUUCUGUUAUGUGUUUUCAUUUUGCACUUUGUAUUGCGGAUAUAGUGUGCUUGGCGUAUGCUUAAGUUUCCUUGGCACUUUCAGGAGUGUAGAUGGGUAAAUAUUUUUUUGAUGUUAUGGUUGGUUAUUUGGUUUAUUUUGGUUCUUUUCUGUUUGUAUGUAUAAUUUUUCGGAUCCCCGUUUCAUCCUUUUGUUCCAUUUAAUAUCGAGACAAAUAUAGUGUGCUGAUUUGCA
Messenger RNA from Hibiscus syriacus, 2131 nucleotides. RefSeq names its product protein IQ-DOMAIN 31-like. The record is from RefSeq and is a predicted model, not a curated record. The coding region runs from base 169 to 1830 and encodes 553 amino acids. Gene Ontology annotation, molecular function: protein binding. The transcript is spliced from 7 exons. Lineage: Eukaryota; Viridiplantae; Streptophyta; Magnoliopsida; Malvales; Malvaceae.